UUCGACCGUUUUCUUGGAGAGGGUGAAGAUUGUAAGCAACCUUCUCUCUCGCUGUCACUGUUUCUGUCUCUGGAGUCUCCUCGACUCUUACGCUCAUAGAAACUAUAGUUGCAAGAUAUAUAUGGUUUUAAUCGUAGCUCGAUCUGCCAUUCAGAGGAAGCAAUUUCUAAGCGAUGGAACUGCUCUCCUUCUGCCACCAUAUGCCGUACUGUCACAUUGAUAGAUCGAAGUGGAGUUUAGUUGAUAAGAGCUUGAAUUUGAAUAGGUCAAAGCUCUUUCUUGAUAGGAAAACUCGACUUGGACAUGUUGGAGUUAAUUCCAAAUUGGAUUCUUUUGAGUUAUCUAAUUUAGAGCAUUUAAGUUUUUCCAAGAUCCAGAGUUUUGAUCAGCUUCAGCAGAGUGGAAAAUCCAGAAUCUUGAGCAAAAGCUAUAAUUGUUAUGUAGUUGAUGGGAGAGAGGGUAUAAGAAACUUAUCAGAAAGAGGGGAGGUGAUAACAAAGGUCUUAAUUCCUGGUCUGCCAGAGGAAUCAAAUGGUGACCAUGGUUCUCCCAUCACUAGUUGCUUCUGGGAAUGGAAACCAAAACUUACUGUGCAUUAUGAAAAAUCUGGGUCCAAUAAUGUUAAUUCACCACCCAUACUAUUUCUUCCUGGUUUUGGUGUUGGAUCCUUCCACUAUGAGAAGCAAUUGAAGGAUCUGGGCCGUGACUUCAGAGUUUGGGCUAUUGAUUUUCUAGGACAGGGUUUGUCGUUGCCAUCUGAAGACCCAGCUCCUCUGGCUAAGGAAGAAGGUGCUUCAGAAGAAAAGGAUCUGGUUUGGGGGUUUGGAAAUGAAACUGAACCAUGGGCAGAUCAGCUGGUAUAUUCAGUUGAUCUAUGGCGAGAUCAGGUUCACCAUUUUGUACAACAGGUUAUUGGAGAACCAGUUUAUGUUGUGGGAAAUUCACUAGGAGGAUUUGUUGCAUUGUACUUAGCAGCAUGCUAUCCUGAGCUAGUAAAGGGUGUUACACUGCUAAAUGCAACACCAUUUUGGGGAUUUCUUCCUAAUCCUAUAAGUUCUCCGAAGUUAGCCAGGAUUUUCCCAUGGGCUGGGACUUUUCCGCUGCCAACCAAUGUCAAAAAGCUCACAGAAUUGGUAUGGCAAAAGAUAAGUGAUCCCAGAAGCAUAGCUGAUGUACUUGAGCAGGUAUAUGCUGAUCAUUCCACAAAGGUUGAUAAAGUUUUUUCUCGUAUACUUGAGGUCACACAGCAUCCUGCAGCAGCUGCAUCAUUUGCUUCAAUCAUGUUUGCUCCUAAAGGACAACUUUCUUUCCGUGAAGCUUUAUCUAGGUGCAAAGAGAACAAUGUCCCAAUCUGUCUCAUGUAUGGGAAAGAAGACCCCUGGGUGAUGCCUGUGUGGGGGCAUCAAGUGAAAAGACAACUGCCUGAAGCUCCAUAUUAUGAGAUCAGCCCAGCUGGCCACUGCCCCCAUGAUGAGGUUCCUGAGGUUGUGAAUUAUUUACUACGUGGAUGGAUCAGAAACCUUGAUUCACAGGGUUCUGUUACAUUACCUCUUCUGGAAGAUCCUGAAUCUAUUGAAUAUGGAACCUCCGGGAAUUUAGAAUUUGUUAGAGAAGGAUCAAGAAAAUUAGUGAUGGUGCGUUUCUUUGGAUCAAGAUUCUCUUUUUGGAACCAGAUAAGCACUUAUCUUAGGUUGCAUGUUACAGGUUUAGGAAUUAAUUCUUCAUAGUCAAACCUACUUUGCCUUCCUCCACAGUUGAUGUAAAUUCUCAGAUGUGUCGUAUAUUUUGAUUCAUUAAUGUAACAAAUAAAUUCAGUUCAAAAUCAAUGUACACAUGAUGUGUCAAUUCAAAAGUUGAAAAAGUUCAAUUGCCUUGUGGAAUUUCCCCAAUCAGGGACAUGGUAGUUAUUUUUAUUCUAUGCACUAGCAUUGGUGGUUUUGGUGUUCAA
This is a messenger RNA of Nelumbo nucifera (sacred lotus), 1948 nucleotides long. Its product is annotated as pheophytinase, chloroplastic-like. Gene Ontology annotation, biological process: chlorophyll catabolic process. Gene Ontology annotation, molecular function: pheophytinase activity. NCBI's taxonomy places the organism in Eukaryota, Viridiplantae, Streptophyta, Magnoliopsida, Proteales, Nelumbonaceae. The record is from RefSeq and is a predicted model, not a curated record. Gene Ontology annotation, cellular component: chloroplast.